CUAAACCCUGGUCCAGUGUCGCGAAAUGGCUCGGUCGGUCGGUCCAUUGACUGGUCGUUGGUCAGGAGGUGCACAAUGUGAUGCGUACUCGGGAGGUGCUCGCUGUAAAUUCUUCUCGUUCUUUUGCAGGUAUGCCAAAAAGGAUGAUCCAGAAUCAAGCAAUCUGUGGGUGGAGCACCGGUGCGAAUAUCAGUCGCCUAUUGAGGAGCAACUCUACGAACAAGAGUACGCUCGUUGCCCACAAGGAGCAAACAUCUGGAGGGACGUAUUGACGCUCGACAAGAUUGUCCAAGAGGAUGAAGAGGAGAGAGCUUUAGUGCAAGAGCUCAACCGCCAAUACCAGGAGCAACUAGCAGCCGAGGUGGCCAAGAAAAGCAAGAAGAAGAAACUACCCGAACCUGCUGCCGAUGCAGCUCAACCUCCCGACCCAGCUGCAGCCGCCACGCCUCAGCUUGUGGCACCCCCUGUAUCAUAGCACUCAGAGAGAUGAUGGCUUGGCACUGAGUGCUUCGAGUGGCUUGGAUGGCAUAUGCUUAACAAACUUGUCUCCCUUCUACUGCUUCCUUGGCAUGAAAACUGCAUUGUAAACAUUCACCCAAUAUUGUGCCUCCUGGAAAAUCUACACCGCGAGAGCCAAGAGAAUUGAAUCAAAAUCUUUACGA
This is a messenger RNA of Selaginella moellendorffii, 662 nucleotides long. RefSeq lists its product as uncharacterized. The coding region runs from base 26 to 475 and encodes 149 amino acids. NCBI's taxonomy places the organism in Eukaryota, Viridiplantae, Streptophyta, Lycopodiopsida, Selaginellales, Selaginellaceae. The transcript is spliced from 3 exons. The record is from RefSeq and is a predicted model, not a curated record.